Coregonus clupeaformis (lake whitefish) is the source of this 1834-nucleotide messenger RNA. RefSeq names its product ribonucleoside-diphosphate reductase subunit M2. The transcript has 10 exons. Gene Ontology annotation, molecular function: ribonucleoside-diphosphate reductase activity, thioredoxin disulfide as acceptor. The coding region runs from base 184 to 1341 and encodes 385 amino acids. Gene Ontology annotation, biological process: deoxyribonucleotide biosynthetic process. The record is from RefSeq and is a predicted model, not a curated record. Lineage: Eukaryota; Metazoa; Chordata; Actinopteri; Salmoniformes; Salmonidae. Gene Ontology annotation, cellular component: cytosol.
CGUUGCAAUUUAGUUGCGGCAUUGAUUUGUUAGGGAAACCUAGCUAGCUUGUUGUACUGUAUAUGUUUGUGAAUAUAUAGUAAUAUACAUUUAAUUUCUUUUUUGUUGAUUUUCGUACAAUUUUACCGACAUUUAACUUAUCCUCUUAAUUAAUUCCGUCGUCUCACCUGUCCGUCAUUCAAAAUGCUUACAACUCGUUCACCACUCACUAAGAAGAACAAAAACGCAAUCACCACUCAAAUGGACAACCUUUCGCUCGUUGACAAAGAAAACACCCCUCCUAGCCUGAACAGUACCCGGAUUCUAGCUUCAAAAACCGCGCGCAAAAUCUUUGACUCUGAGGUUAAGCCCAAAGAUGUCAACAAAUUCAACACAGAAGAGCCACUCCUUAAGGAAAAUCCACGCAGGUUCGUCAUUUUCCCCAUCAAGUACCAUGACAUCUGGCAGAUGUACAAGAAGGCGGAAGCUUCAUUCUGGACAGCUGAGGAGGUUGAUCUGUCCAAAGACACACAGCACUGGGAGUCUCUGAAGGAUGAGGAGAGAUACUUCAUCUCUCAUGUACUGGCUUUCUUUGCUGCUAGUGAUGGCAUUGUCAAUGAGAACCUGGUGGAGCGAUUUACACAGGAAGUCCAGGUGACUGAAGCGAGAUGCUUCUAUGGUUUCCAAAUCGCCAUGGAGAACAUCCACUCUGAGAUGUACAGCCUGCUCAUUGACACCUACAUCAAAGACCCCAAAGAGAGGGACUACCUCUUCAAUGCCAUUGAAACUCUCCCCUGUGUGAAGAGGAAGGCUGAUUGGGCCCUGGACUGGAUCGGUAACAGAAAUGCUGAAUUUGGUGAGCGUGUGGUUGCAUUCGCUGCUGUUGAGGGGAUCUUCUUCUCUGGGUCCUUUGCGUCCAUUUUCUGGCUGAAGAAGAGGGGCCUCAUGCCUGGCCUGACCUUCUCCAAUGAGCUCAUCAGCAGAGACGAGGGCCUGCACUGCGACUUUGCCUGCCUCAUGUUCAAGCACCUGGUGAACAAGCCCUCAAAGGAGACGGUCACCAAGCUCAUCAGGAACGCCGUGGAGAUUGAGCAGGAGUUCCUGACAAAAGCCCUUCCAGUAAAGCUGAUUGGUAUGAACUGUGACCUGAUGACCCAGUACAUAGAGUUUGUGGCUGACAGGCUGAUGUUGGAGCUGGGCUUUGACAAGAUCUACAGAGUGGAGAAUCCCUUUGACUUCAUGGAGAACAUCUCACUGGAGGGUAAGACUAACUUCUUUGAGAAGAGAGUAGGGGAGUACCAGAGGAUGGGUGUAAUGUCUGGUACUACAGACAACGCCUUCCGGCUGGAUGCUGACUUCUAAAGCUCUUACAGGCCCCCAAGAUGGCCUUGAAAUGACACUUUGAAACUGUAAACACUUGAAAAGGACAUGGACCAGACUAGAUGCUACCGGACCACCUUACCUCAUCCAUCAUCCCAAAUGGCACCCUAUUCCCUAUAUAGUGCACUACUUUUGACCAGAGUCCUACGUGUGUCCUGGUGAAAAGUAGUGCACAAUAUAAAGAAUAGAGGCCAUUUUGAUUUGUCUUCGUUGUCUGGUCCACAGACAACACCAAGCAUAUUACCAUUCACAAUUCACCCUAUCUGCAGUAGAACUCUGGUUUUAUCCAUUUUCUUAUUUGUAUAGUACUGUUAAUUGUUUUUAUCUGGGUUGGCUUUACUUUUGUAAUAAAAAAAUGUAAUCCAACAUGCAAUAUUUAUUUUGCUCUGUUUUUUAGUUCAUGAUACUUCCUAAUUUACAGAUUUGUCUAAUGCAAAGUCUCUCAAUCUUGGAAUUAAAGUUUCAAUUAAUCUGA